Etheostoma spectabile (orangethroat darter) is the source of this 2219-nucleotide messenger RNA. RefSeq names its product methionine sulfoxide reductase Ab (gene msrab). Gene Ontology annotation, biological process: cellular response to oxidative stress. The transcript is spliced from 6 exons. NCBI's taxonomy places the organism in Eukaryota, Metazoa, Chordata, Actinopteri, Perciformes, Percidae. Gene Ontology annotation, cellular component: cytoplasm. The coding region runs from base 244 to 855 and encodes 203 amino acids. Gene Ontology annotation, molecular function: peptide-methionine (S)-S-oxide reductase activity. The record is from RefSeq and is a predicted model, not a curated record.
CUCCCAUACAGCAGAGGGUAGUUGGCACCACUAUAAAGCUUCAGCCUCCUCCGACAACUCGUGCCUGACUCUCUGCCAACCUGUGUGAAGCUAGGAAGAGAAAUAGUGAGAGGGAGGGAAAAGGAAGAGAGAGAGAGAGAGAGGGAAAGGAUUUUUGGAAGGAAAUAAACAGAGCAGCCUGGAAUUCGACCUUUCCUUCACCAUUUUUGGCACCCAGGAAUAGUACCUCUCCCAGGUCUCUGCAUGAGGGGGCAGCAGCGCUUGGACUUCAGUUUAACGGACAAGCAUGCAGUCAAUGGGAAUCCCACUGUUGAGCCUUUUCCAGAAGGCAUGGAGACCAUCAUGUUUGGUUUAGGCUGUUUCUGGGGAGCUGAGAGACUUUUCUGGCGGCUUCCGGGAGUCUUCUCCACACAGGUGGGCUACGCCGGCGGCUUUACACCCAACCCUACUUACCAAGAGGUCUGCUCAGGUCUGACUGGUCACACCGAGGUGGUGAGGGUGGUCUUCUCCCCGAAGGACGUCAGCCUUGAGGAACUGUUCAAGCGCUUUUGGGAAAGCCAUGAUCCUACACAAGGUAUGAGGCAGCAGAAUGACAGGGGUACUCAGUAUCGUUCAGCCAUUUACACAUCCAACCCCACUCAACAGGAGCUUGCAUUGAGAAGCAAAGUGGCCUUCCAGCAGGAGCUGGAUAAAAAAGGCUACGGUCGCAUCACCACAGAGAUCCUGGAGGGGCAGUCGUUUUACUACGCAGAGGACUAUCACCAGCAGUACCUGAAGAAGGUUCCUAAUGGCUAUUGUGGCCUCAAAGGCACUGGAGUCUCUUGUCCCAUUGGAGCUGGAAAGGAUGAACUGUGAGGGAUUUGUGGUGAGAAAGAAAAGGAUGAGAAUUUAUGACGGCUUUUAAUUUGUCAUUUGUUGUCCUUAAUCUUUCCUUUUCAAAAGUAUUUUACUAGUAUUUUAGUAACAUAACUUAUUUGGCAGAUUUUCAAUAAAGGUUUUUUGUCUGCAAUUAUCUUAAACUCAGAUUGGAUGGGUCUUAAAUAUGUUUGUGUCGUGCCACCACAAAAAUGCAGGAAAUCUGUUCUGAUUCUGCCUGGUCAAAUUUUUUUUUCCCCGGUAGGCUAUGCGCUGCGUUGUCGUCAAGACCCGCCCUUCAAUAGCAUAUUGGCCAGGCCUUCAUGCUUACGCAAGGUAUUGUAGACCCAUUUGUUCAGGUCCUAUCCUUCACAUUAACCACUCAAGGUCAAACACCUAACCCCAGCCAAUCCAGAUGCUUCGUAGGGCGGGUCUUGGCGUGGCCAUAGUGGGAGUUGUAAUUUUGCAUACAGGUUAAUAAAGCAAUGAUUGAUUUCCACUUAACUCAGAAACAUGGGGGGAUGCAAGUUCAAUUACAAAUGCCUUGAAUAAGCUUCGUUGGAAUAGGCAUUUUUGGCCAAGUAUGUGUAAAAGGUUGCUCACAAUGUACACAGAAAUAGACAUACAAAUAAAACAUGAAUAUUUCACUACUAUGCAAACACAAACACACAUAUAUAUAUAUAUAUAGAGAGAGAGAGAGAGAGAGAGAGAGAGAGAGAGAAAUUUGUAAAAAGUAAGAAAAUAGUCCACACUGUAAGAAAACCUCCUCUGUAUAGCACCUGUGAAACAAGGGAAUUCAAAUUGCUUUGCAUAACUUGUUAAAUGCACUAAAUAUAUUGACGAAAAGGAAAAGGAAAUAAAUACAUAAAAAGAUAAUUCCUCUUGAAGUUUUACUGCAGCUGUAGCAGCGUCUUGUUGGACUGCAGCAACCGUCAGCUUCCACGAGGUGUCAGUGUUUCUCAAAGAAUACACUAGAGGCCCAUCAGAGUGUUUUUAUUGCAUUCCCUUUAAUGUGACAAAUUGGAGCUAAGAAACCAUGUAAACACUUUGUAUUCCAAAGUUGGUUGACUAGAAGAAAAUCAACCAACCUUAAUAGGUUUACUAUCCAGCAACCUUUUGGAGUUCAUCUUAAAGCCAGAUCACUACAAGACUCAGACUUUGGUAACAGUUCUUCAGAUUUCUUAAAUGCAGGUUUUAAUAUGGUCAGUAGCUUAGUAAAAGACAAACAAAAUAAUGGCUCUUUGAGUUUAAUUCUUAUUAUUUUUAUUUUACUGUGAAUAACUGAAUUUACGUUUAUCAAGACAGACUAAAUACUGCCUUUAUUUUCUGUCUCACUUUGAAAUAAUAAAAUGUAUGUCAUCCAA